Helianthus annuus (common sunflower) is the source of this 960-nucleotide messenger RNA. RefSeq lists its product as uncharacterized. The transcript is spliced from 3 exons. The record is from RefSeq and is a predicted model, not a curated record. NCBI's taxonomy places the organism in Eukaryota, Viridiplantae, Streptophyta, Magnoliopsida, Asterales, Asteraceae. Gene Ontology annotation, molecular function: zinc ion binding; nucleic acid binding. The coding region runs from base 1 to 960 and encodes 319 amino acids.
AUGACCAACAUCGCUCCUCUCUUAACCUUGAAACUAUCAUCCACCAACUUCCUCUACUGGCGAACUCAGAUGCGUCCUCUCCUGUCUCUUCAGCAUCUUCUGCCCCAUACAUGGGUACGGGAUGAACAAAAGGCUAUUGUUCUCCUUAAUGCUUCUCUCACUGAAGAAGCUUUGUUUGUGACCGUUGGUCUCCCCACGGCUCGAGCCAUAUGGCUUGCUCUCGAGAAUGCCUUCUGUAAUUCUUCUGUUAAACGCAUCCAGAAUCUUCGUGAUAAUCUGCGAAAUCUCCAAAAAGGCAAAAAAUCUGUCUCUGAAUUCGGUCACACUUUCAAAGCUCUGUGUGAUCAGCUUUGUGCGUUCGGGCACCCUGUUGACCCAAUGGAUCAACUCCACUGGUUCCUGUGUGGACUUGGUCCUGUAUUCGAAAGUUUUUCAACCUUGGUCAGAUCCGUUCUUCCUCUUCUUGGUUUUGAAGAUCUUCUUGCAAGAGCAGAAAGCCAUGAAUUAUUUGUUAAGGCCUUACAUGGUUCAUCCACACCUCCUGUUGCCUUUUCGGUUCAAUCUCCCAAUCAGUCCUCCAGUCGUCCUAACCGUUGCUCAUCCCAGCAUGACGCACCUACUUCUCAAGCCCAGUCAAGGCCCAACUGUUCCAACUCUUCCUCCACUAAUGUUCGUAGCCCAAGCCGUUAUUCUAAUGGUCCUCAAAACCGCAGUCGACGUCCUCCAACAUGUCAACUCUGUAGGACACAAGGUCACUAUGCCACACAGUGUUCUAAACUUGCUACCUUUGCUACUUCCAUGGCACCCAAUGAAGAACAACUUGUGCAUGCUUUUCAUGCUCAAUAUGGCUUGAACCCCACCAUUCCGGACUGGACUUGUGACACUGGAGCAUCUGAUCACAUGAUUCCUAACCCAAAUAAUGUUCAGAACUCCUCAUCUGCCCAAGACGAGUUUUCUUAG